Molecule: messenger RNA, 4259 nt
Organism: Scleropages formosus (Asian bonytongue)
Lineage: Eukaryota; Metazoa; Chordata; Actinopteri; Osteoglossiformes; Osteoglossidae
Gene: fxr2
Product: FMR1 autosomal homolog 2
Exons: 17
Coding region: 968-2998 (676 amino acids)
Biological process (GO): mRNA transport; positive regulation of translation; regulation of mRNA stability
Cellular component (GO): neuron projection; cytoplasmic stress granule; nucleus
Molecular function (GO): translation regulator activity; mRNA 3'-UTR binding
Source: RefSeq, a predicted model, not a curated record
AUCCUUUGUUAACUGCCCUUCAGUUAAAGACAGUCCUCCAACCACAAGCCAUGUGCCCCCCGACCAUGGCUCUUUUUCUGUAUUAGUCUCAACAGCGCCCCUAAAGGGUCCUUCGGCCAGUAUUACUCCAGCAAUGAACCAGUUCAGUAUGUAAACUUUGUAAAGGAUGGGGACUCGAACCAAUAGAAACACCCGAUGUGCAGCAACAUGCAUGUUCAUGGACCAGUCAAAGAAGCAGCCAAUAGAAAGAAGCGCUGCGAUUGAGAAGCGAGAUCGUUUACCAAUUGUGAAUUUGCAUUACCGAUAUAGGCGGGUCUUAUAAAGCAGGUGGGUGGGGUUUACGGGGUCAUUCAGUCUCUCGUAGCUUCACUCCGUCGGCGUGCGUUUGCGGGGACGGCUGGUAGUAACAGUAGUUGCCGGGUGAUACUACACUACAACCGCUGUUUGGGAGGAGGCUUCACUAUAUAUGAUAUUUAAAAUUGCAGACAGUAUUACUACCCGCUGCAUUCUUACAGAGUGUCUGUCUCUUUUUCCCCCCACCUGAUUUCUGCAAAGAAAAGAAAAAACAACAUUUGCAUCAUUGCAUAAUCUGACAGCUCCACAGCCGCGGUGGGGGACUAAGGAGUCUAUAAUAAUUAGCCAGCUAAUAAUAGCUAGAUCACUCAUAUAAGCUAAAGAGUGAAGUGGGCCGGAGCCGCCGUGUCACGGCGCCAGCAGCAGUACCUCGCAGCGUAGCUUUCGAGCUAACCCGACGACCGCUGGACACGGCAUCGGCAUCCUGAAGCCCCGCUCCCUAACCCCGUCACCUUUGCCCCUCUCCCUCCCAUCCGAAACACUGGAAAUCCUCAAGCGGCCGGGGAGCGGCGACGCGCCAGCGAAGCUGGGGGUGCUACCGCCGGUACCGGACCCGCACGGCGUCGGAGGCGCGGCUGCUGACGGACACGGCGGCGGGGACGGCACGGUCGCCAUGGAGGGGCUGUCGGUGGAGGUGCGCGGCUCCAACGGGGCCUUCUACAAGGGUUUCAUCAAAGAUGUCCACGACGACUCGCUCACGAUAGUCUUUGAAAACAACUGGCAGCCCGAGAGACAGCUGCCUUUCAGCGAUGUGCGAUUGCCACCCCCAGAAGACUACCACAAGGAGAUCGGUGAGGGCGAGGAGGUCGAGGUGUACUCCAGAGCCAAUGAGCAGGAGCCCUGUGGCUGGUGGUUGGCCCGGGUUCGGAUGAUGAAGGGGGAGUUUUAUGUGAUAGAAUAUGCUGCAUGCGAUGCCACCUACAAUGAGAUCGUCACAUCAGAGCGAAUCCGGCCUGUCAACCCCAACAGCCCCUCAACUCGAAGUACCUUCCACAAAAUUCCCAUCGCUGUCCCGGAAGACCUCCGAGACAUCUGUGUCAACGAUGCCAUUCACAAAGACUUCAGGAAGGCCAUUGGUGCCAACUGCAUCUUUUAUAACACUGCCACCCAUGAGCUCAUUGUCCUGUCCACAAACGAGUCAACGGUGAAGCGUGCUGCCCUGCUGAGCGACAUGCACUUUCGUAGCAUCCGCACAAAGCUCAUGCUCAUGUCACGCAACGAGGAGGCCACUAAACACCUGGAGACAAGCAAGCAGCUUGCGUCAGCCUACCAGGAGGUGGUAAGAGUGCGGGAGGAUCUGAUGGGUCUUGCCAUUGGCUCGCAUGGCGCUAAUAUCCAGCAGGCACGUAAGGUCCCUGGUGUGACUGCCAUUGAGUUGGAGGAGGAAAGCUGCACUUUUAGGAUCUAUGGUGAGACACCAGAGGCAGUGAAGCAGGCAAGGGUGUACCUUGAGUUCAAAGAGGACUACUUUCAGGUGCCUAGGAAUCUUGUUGGGAAGGUGAUUGGGAAGAAUGGAAAAGUCAUCCAGGAGAUAGUGGAUAAAUCUGGAGUGGUGCGGGUGCGAAUUGAGGGGGACAACGACAAAAAGCUUCCCCGAGAGGAGGUAGGCAGGCAAGCAGCCAGCAGGGAGGACACUGCUGGUGAUAAAGAGGGUAUGGUGCCCUUUGUCUUUGUGGGUACAAAGGAGAACAUCAGCAAUGCCCAGGCCCUGCUCGAGUACCAUGUGGCAUACCUGCAGGAGGUGGAGCAGCUGCGUCUGGAGCGCUUGCAGAUCGACGAGCAGUUACGACAAAUUGGUGUGGGGUUCCGCACCCCCACCAGCCGUUCUGCCGGGCCUGGGAACGCUGAGCGAGAUCGGGGCUACUUAACAGAUGAGAGCAGCAACUCCAUCCACGGAUCACGUACCUAUGGGGGUCGAGGUCGUGGGCGGAGGGCCUCCAACAGUCAGUACUCCGGAUAUGGUACAAACUCUGAGCUCUCCAACGCCUCUGAAUCAGAGGACGUGGUUGAGCGAGAUCAGAAGCCUCGCAGCACUGGUGAUGAAAGAGGGUCUCGACGAGGGGGGAGAGGGCGUGGCAGCACUGCUGGUGUUGGACGAGGCCGAGGAACACUAGGGGGGCGACCAGCCAGUCACACUAUCAGCUCUGUGCUGCGAGACCCUGACAGUAACCCCUAUUCUCUGCUGGAGGGAGAAGGUGAGCAAGGUGGUGAUACCGAUGCCAGCGAGAGCAUGGGUGGAGCUGGGGACCGCAGGAGACGCUCCCGUCGUCGUCGUAAUGACCAGGAGCCCAGCGUGAUGGAUGCCGCUGCUGAGUCAGACAGCCAAGCUGGUGCCAGUGAGAAUGGCCUAGAGGAAGAUGGUAAACCUCAGCGCCGUAACCGAAGCCGCCGCCGCCGCAACCGUGGCAGCCGUCCUGAAGGAGGCUCUGUCAGCCGCGACAGACAGCCAGUGACCGUGGCAGAUUACAUCUCCCGUGCAGAGUCCCAAAGCCGACAGAAUCUUCCCCAGAAAGAGGAGACGCAGCCUGCCCCUGAACCCAAAGAGAAUGGGAACAGCAGCCGAGAUGAGCGCACACCGGCCAAGCGCUCCCCUAGCAACGGAGUAGCCACACCCAGCGAGCCCGUGGUCAAUGGGGUGUCCUAGAGGAGCAGCCAAGCUCCUACAGCCCACACCUAAGACAGAUCUUAAGGCAACACUGAUCCUGCUUGCAUUUACUUAAACCUUAAAACAGAUGGGCAAAAUCGACAAAAUGCGUCAACUCAUAUGAGAGAAAAAAAAAGACAAAGCAUCUACUUAAACACACAUAAGUGUAUGUUAUUCUAUCUAUCGGUACUUAGUGCUUAUUUAAAACUAGCUUGCCAAAAAAGAGCUGGUGGACAUGACUCCAUUUUCCAGAAAUACUGAACACAGAAACAGGACGUGACUUUUUUCUGAUUGGUCUCUUACGUUUUGGGUUUUGUUUUCGUUUUCACUGGUUUGGACUUUGUGGACACACUCUCAGAGAACAGCCAUGUCUCUGAACAGCGUUCCAAGAGAGGAUGUAAGCUGCGCCAUGGGUGGAGGGUUGGGCAUACAGAAAUGAAUGGCUGCUGUCUUAACUUGGUGGGGUGGUGACAAACUGAGAAAUGGGUGUAUUGAAAGAGACAGACAUUGUGCCUUGAAUUUGAAAACUUGAUUUUUUUUUUAUUUUUUUUAUUUUUUUUAUUUUUUUUUGGGGGGGGGGGGGGGGGGGGCGGUGUGUGUCGUGUGUAUGGGAGGUUAUUUUUCCCUAUGUUCUGCCUAGGAAGUGUGAGCUGGCCAGAAGAAAGGGAGUGAUGAGGACAGGAUGAUUAAAGGGCCGGUCAAAUGAGAGAGAGGUCCCAUGCAAAAACCUUUGAAAGCCCUCAAAUUUUGGGAUGCUGUAGGUAGGGCAUUAAAAGGAGGAGGUGGUGUGUGGGUGUGCAGGCGUGCACAUUUAUAGUAGGAAGAGGAGGGUGGAUAGGGAUCUCUGGACCGAAGGAUGUUGCAGAAGUGACAAACUUUUGCCAUCGAAGGAUGAACAGGUUCGAUUUCCUUUAUACUUCUGGAGGUGAGGUACAGUUGCCUCGUUUUCCUGUGCACAAGGGCGAGUGACUGGGACCGAUGUUUGAGUUUUCUAACGUCUUAAAGCCAGAUGGCCUCCUCUUCCAGUUCUGCUGCUCGGUCCCUACUGUCCCAGGGUUGGUCCGGGGCACAUGGCACCAUGACACUAAAGCCUUGCUGACCCAGCAGCGCACGACAGAAUAUUCUCCAGAGCUACACGCCACCUAGACCACCUGGGUAUGCCUCCAGGGAUUCUGGCUCAACUGGGGGAACAGAGCAGAUGGGAGAGAUUCACAAAACAUGACAAGCUGUGAGUGCCUAGUCUUCUAACCACCCCCCCCCC